This is a messenger RNA of Apodemus sylvaticus (European woodmouse), 9066 nucleotides long. RefSeq names its product sestrin 3 (gene Sesn3). The transcript is spliced from 10 exons. The record is from RefSeq and is a predicted model, not a curated record. Bases 235 to 1713 code for a protein of 492 amino acids. Lineage: Eukaryota; Metazoa; Chordata; Mammalia; Rodentia; Muridae. Gene Ontology annotation, biological process: cellular response to leucine starvation; cellular response to L-leucine; positive regulation of macroautophagy. Gene Ontology annotation, molecular function: oxidoreductase activity, acting on peroxide as acceptor; L-leucine binding. Gene Ontology annotation, cellular component: nucleus.
GGGGCGGGGCUGCACUGAGGAGCUGAGACGGCCGCGGCUGCUAGUCCUGGCUGGCCGGGCAGGGGUCUGGCGAUGGGGGCGGGAAGAACAACGGGCCGGUGAGCGCCGCGGCCGCCGUCCCCGCCGAGCUCGCGCGGGCAGCCGCUGCGCCCUCGCUGCCGCCCGACCCCCUGAGAAGAGAACGUUGAAGCAGCCCUCCACCAGCGGCCGCGGUGACAGCCCGGCUUCGGCGCGAUGAACCGCGGUGGCAGCAGCGCGUCGGCCUCGGCCAACUACCUGCUCUGCACCAACUGCCGGAAAGUGCUGCGGAAGGACAAAAGAAUCAGAGUGUCUCAACCCCUGACAAGAGGACCAAGUGCCUUUAUUCCAGAGAAGGAAGUUGUCCAAGCAAACACAGCGGAUGAACGAACCAACUUUCUUGUGGAAGAGUACUCUACAUCCGGUCGCCUGGACAACAUCACACAGGUGAUGAGUUUGCACACUCAGUACCUGGAGUCUUUCUUGCGGAGCCAGUUCUACAUGCUGCGUAUGGAUGGCCCCCUACCCCUCCCAGACAGGCACUACAUUGCCAUCAUGGCCGCAGCCAGACACCAGUGUUCCUACCUAAUAAACAUGCAUGUGGAUGAAUUUUUAAAGACCGGAGGGAUUGCUGAGUGGCUCAAUGGCUUGGAAUAUGUACCACAAAGACUGAGAAAUCUUAAUGAAAUUAACAAGCUGCUGGCACACCGGCCCUGGCUGAUCACGAAAGAGCACAUUCAGAAACUUGUCAAAACUGGAGAAAAUAAUUGGUCCCUGCCUGAGCUAGUGCAUGCCGUGGUCCUCCUGGCUCACUACCACGCUCUGGCCAGCUUUGUUUUCGGUAGUGGCAUCAAUCCAGAGAGAGACCCAGGAAUCGCCAAUGGGUUCAGACUAAUCUCUGUGAGCAGCUUCUGUGUGUGUGACCUGGCCAAUGACAACAGCAUCGAAAACGCCUCCCUGGCGGGCAGCAACUUUGGGAUUGUGGAUUCUCUAGGUGAGCUAGAAGCCUUAAUGGAAAGGAUGAAAAGGCUUCAGGAAGACAGGGAAGAUGAAGAGACCACUCAGGAAGAAAUGACCACGCGUUUUGAGAAGGAAAAGAAAGAAAGUCUCUUUGUGGUCCCUGGAGAAACUUUCCAUUCGUUUCCUCACUCAGAUUUUGAAGAUGACAUGAUCAUAACAGCCGAUGUCUCUCGAUACAUCGAAGACCCGGGCUUCGGGUAUGAAGACUUCGCCAGGCGAGGAGAAGAACAUCUGCCAACAUUCCGAGCCCAGGACUACACCUGGGAAAAUCAUGGGUUCUCACUGGUGAACAGGCUUUACUCUGACAUUGGACAUCUCCUGGAUGAGAAGUUUCGAAUGGUCUACAAUCUCACCUACAACACAAUGGCCACCCAUGAGGAUGUUGACACAACCACACUGCGCAGAGCUCUGUUUAACUAUGUUCACUGUAUGUUUGGAAUCAGGUAUGAUGACUAUGACUAUGGAGAAGUUAACCAGCUACUCGAGCGGAGCCUGAAGGUUUACAUCAAGACAGUGACCUGCUACCCUGAGAGAACCACGAAGCGCAUGUAUGACAGCUACUGGCGACAGUUCACUCACUCAGAGAAGGUCCACGUGAAUCUGCUUCUGAUGGAAGCGCGGAUGCAGGCUGAGCUGCUUUAUGCUCUGCGAGCCAUAACUCGGCACCUGACCUGAAGCCCCUGCAGGAAGGUGUCAGCAUGCAUCAAGGCCUCUCACCCAGGACUCCCAUCAGAACUUGUUUGUGACACACCUCAGCAGUUACUCGGUUCUCUAGUGUCAAAGUAUAGCUAUUGGGGUUGUUGUUGUUGUUUUUGAUUUUAUUUUUGUUUUGUUCUUGUUGUUAGGGUUGCUUUGUUUUUUGUUUUUUUUGUUUUUUUUUUUUUUUCCUGGCUGUCAUGUGCAAUGGUGUGUUUUAUAUUUCUCGAUGCUUAACAUUGCUAACGAUUGCGAAAGUAACCCUGACGAGUACUAGUUAGAGUUGGAUUUUCAGAUCUGACCAUAAAUCAUGAACUGGUUUGUUACUGCUUCACUUCAAUACUUUGAAGUUCAUAUGUAUAUGUAUUAUUUUUCUUUACUUAAAAAAAUAAGGAAAAGUGCUUACAAUCCGCUCAAGCAGUUGUUUUUCAGAUAUCAACAUUCAGCAAAGAAUGGUGUCCUUUCCCGCUCUAAAAUCCCACACAUGUCCUGAGUCUGGGGAAAAGCAUGUGUGGCCCAGCCAAGCUCCUCCGGCAUGCCUAUGUCCCCAGGAGACCGUCAGGCACUGUUCUGGUUUAGUUUAUCUGACUUUCUUACACUGCUAUUGGCAAUAACGUGAAAUGUGAUACAGACAUCGUCCAUAAUUUAAUGUGAAAUUAAUUAUGAUGAAUUCUAUAGCAUGCUACUGAAUGCCAAGUUCAGCUACUUCGUCUUCUAAAGCAGAGGACCUGUCGUCCCACUUGGCUGUCUGUGUGGCAGUGGGCUGAGGCACAGUCCCGAGCCCUGGGCUGUGGCUCUCUGUCCCCUCUAGUAGCUGGUGCCCACAGUGCUGCUUACAGCUCCCACACUUGGUACACAAGCUCACACCUGCAACUCCAACCAAAUGUUUCUUUGCACAUUCUCCUUUUCUUAGAGUUAAGGAUGGUUACUUAAUAGACCCCUAAUUCUUCCUGUUACACUUUUUGAAAUUAUUUUACUUGAUUUUCUCUUAUAAUAGCUUAAGUAAUUUGUUAUUCAAAGGUAAAAAUUGUGUUUCUGUGCAUUAAUGUGAUCGAGCAACAACAAAACAGUGCAAUGUUUUUUAGAAAUCAGCUUAGCUUCCCCUAUCAUGUCACUGCAGAAGUGUCCUUUUAAACAGAGCCUUAAAGAAAUGACCUUCACAUUUCUUUACUGUGCCAGGUGUUUUUCAGUUUUACCUUGCUGGGGCUGAACAGUGGUUUCACCAUGCCAAAGCAUUCUUUCCCCAGAAAAAUUUGCUUGGGCGACUAGGUUAAAACAAAGCAAAAUAAAACAAAAACAGCAUUGUCAUAGAGGAGAAAAAAAGCAGCCAAAAUCUCACAGUUUUGCAUUAAUUUAUGUUGUUUGAUUAGACUAUCUUCAGAGAGCACAACCUUCUGUGUGUCUAUAGCUUUAAUUUGCAUUAUGUUAAUGAGCCAGUGAAGUGCCUAGAGGGCGGCCCCAGCGCCCGAGGACUCGCUGAGCACCUUUGCCUGAGGAGAGGUGACUCACAUUCUUCACAUCCAUGCUAUCUAGACUGUCCCUGUCUGUCACAGGAAGUCAUCCAGGGAGCUUCCACAGAGAGCUCAUUUGGGGUUCCCUUGUUCUGUGGGUGAUGUCUCUUAUGAAAGGCCUGUGGGCCAGGUUCUAUUAGGCCCCUUCUGUGUGCCACGUUUUUCUGGAUGUUAGCUCCUUUUCCUUGAGAUUUUUGUUCUAGAGAGGAAAACAAAGAUGGCUGUAGACCUGUCAGCAUAGGUAGUUUUAGACUUCAGGAUCUUGUUUAAAAUCCUCCAUGUGAGAAAAAGUUUUUGAAAGCAGGGUGGUUUCUUUAAAGAGACUCUUGAGAGAACCUGUGCUGGGUUUCCUGCCUUGUGUGGGUGUGUGGCCUGUGUGCUCCCCUUUAGAUCCUCUGAACUACAAGGAGGUGCUCAGAAGGCUGGCGAAGCACAGGGGGCUCCCACGCUAAGGCUUUCAUUUAGUAUAGAGUUUAUUGUUGCUUUUUAAAAGUAAGUGUUAGAAACAGUUUCGCUUCAUAGCCCCAUAUUUUGUGCAGAUGAACUGAAUAGCUGACGGAAAUAGUUUUUAUGUACUGACUAAGGAGGAAUUCUCACAGAACCCUGAAUAAGCUCUAGACCAAAAGAGAAAACAAGGGUUAAGUACAGCGACCACUUACUUUUUGGGUUUGGUUUUGUGUUGCCCCAGAAAUGUCAGUAGAGAUUGGUCUGUGGAAAUCAUUAGUGCCUUCAGUAGAUUUCUCUCCUAGAAAAGCUUCUGUUUAGUUUCAGGGCCAGUCAAUAAUCAGGAGAAUAAGUGCAUAAAAACACAGCAAUGUAUUUAUGAACCUCAGUGAACCAGCCUCAAAAAGUUGAUUUGUGAAGGCAGCCCCACCUCCAUGUGUCAGCAGAUACAGCAUUCCCAUUGUGCAUGCUGUUGUGAGAAUUUGCUGUCAACCCUCUUUAUCCAGUGCAAACUUGAAAUUCUGAUGCGGUUUUCCAGGGUGGCAUUUUUUUUUCAGAGUAUUGGAUUUACGAUGUAGUAAUUUAUAGUGUAGCUUUUUAUACAUAAAUGUGAUAUUUUUAAAAGGAGCUCCCGGACUCAGUCGGUAUACUAACAGAGCCUCUUAUAAGCUGAGCUGCACUCGGGCUCACACUGUGCCAAACAUAAGCGUGCAAGUGUGUGUGAAAAGCACGUCUGAUUGUGAAGCCCUCAACUCCCUGCUCCUUGUGUUAAAAUCAGCCUGAAACCCAUGAUGGUCAGUGGUUUGGGUGGUUCAGUCUGGAAUUUCACAUUUGCCAGCACCUAUGCUGAUUCCUGAUUUCUCAGAUCACUAUCAAAAACAUCAAGGAAGUCAGACUUGGUGGCACAUACCUGUAAUCCCAGUACUUGGAAGCCUGAGGCAAGAAGAUGGUGGUUUUAAGGCCAACCUGGGCUACAUAGUAAGUUCAAGGCCAGCCUGAGCUACAUAGUGAUACCGUGUUUCAAAAACUAAAAAAGAAGAGAGAAAGAAAUAUGUAAGUACCCUUACAUGUGAAAGUGGGCGUGCCCACUUGUCUGUGGAGUGGUCAGACUGCCCCGGGCUGCAGAGAGGUGGUUUCUCAGGCCAGGUUUCCUCAGGCAGACUCGUGAUACUCAGAGGGGAAAAGGCUUUUGAGACGAGACUACUUUUAAAAAUAUUCCUGUCUCAGUCCCAGGAAUGCUCUGCCAGCCCUUAGGGGUUCUGUGAGUCAGAGGGUAGCUAACACAGAGUCUUGGCCUUUUGAACCAGUUUUAAAACCAAUAAUAGCACAGCUGUACAGGGCUAUUUUUAAAAGAGAAAACGCAAGUAAGAUUUAUAUAAAGGUCAUGUAAAAUUUGAACCAGAGCCCUAUUUUGUUUGUGUUACAUCUCUUAAAGAUUUUAAUAACUCUAAGAUCUAAUGGAUAUCAUCCAGGGAAACACUUCCUCCCCCACCUCAGAAGGUUUCACUAAUCUAAAAUCUUAGACUUUUAUGCCACACCAAAGUAAAUUUAUGAGUAAACAGUUAUAGAUUAUUACUCAAAAGUCAUCACUUCCUGUGGCAAGUGCAUGCCUAUAUGAUAGUAAGGCUUCUUUGAACUCAAAGACAAGGAAAAGAAAACAAAUCCAUGUGUACCAUAGAAAUGCUGUGUGCCGCAACAGGCCAAUGAGGUUUUUACUUUGUGUUGUAUUUUAAGGACAACUCUAAAUCACCGCUCUCGAUCUCUGUGAAAAGGAUCCUGCAAGAUGAUCCAAACAAGCAUUCUUAGUGGUCCCUCACCAGCAAGCAGAAAGGCAACGCCUCUGUGGGGAAAGCACUGUAAGCUAUGUGCCCAUGCAACAGGAACCAAUUCUGGGUGCCUGUCACUCUGCACUGCUCUCUGUGGAGGCUCAGAUGCAGACUCAAAGCAGGCCUUUACACGAAUGUAUCCUGUCAGUCCACAGAGCUUUGAUCCCAUGCAUCUCUCCACAGCUUAGCUCACCCCUAAUUUAACCCAGUCAAAAACAGCACCUGCUUAGGUAAGGCCAGGAACAGAAAAGGCCGGUGUGAAGGGGCCUGGAGCAGAGGUGCAUCCAGGGAGGGUGAGGAAGACUUGGAACCCAGGGCCAAGCUCUGGCUGUCCUUGGCAAGUGCGUCUGCUAUGAAGGUGGAAGCGCCUCUGACCUGCACCCACCCUGCCCUGCUUCCUCUUCUCCAAGUGCCUCAGCCACUGCUCCCUCUCCUCCUUCCUCGCCGCCAGCCUGGGUCUUACUGCCUGUCACCUGCCUGUCACCCUUGCCCAUCACCAGCCUCCUGCUCAUCGUCACGAGUAUGGUGUGUCUUUUUCUGAGUACAGUUCCCUCAUCAUUAAAAACAUGUCUUUCCUCAACUCCCUCCAAGUCUCUCCACCGUCCGUCUCUGUUAGCAGAUAUAUCACUGCAUCAAAUGUGUCCUGCUCACCCCUGCUGUUUAUACCAUCUUCCCAGCUGCCAAAAAAUAUCUUGCUGUCCUCUACCUCAUCCCCAAAGAGCCUAUAAACUCAGAGUGCCCAGCCUUCUCAUGGGUUCAUUCUCUGCUGUUAAGUAAUAAUCAUCCCUAUUUUAAAUAAAUCAUAAAACCUUUGCCUUCUGUCUAUCAAAGUAGAAACCUUUAUAUUUAUACAUGAUACAGAAAUUGAACUAUUUCUACCAUGCAGAAUUUAACAUUUAGCAGGAACUCAGAGUGAGUGAAUUGCUAGCCUAACUUGGUCUUUAUUAGAUGGUAUAUACUGGUGAUAGAUCCAGUCGCUUGAAUGUAGAGUUUAAAUUCCCCGACACUCCAGAUUAACCUAUAACUCUUCAGUGGGACAGGAGAUUCCUGGCAGAUAAGUGAGGUAGUGUUUUAGACAACAGUUUCAUUGGUGGUGUUUGGGCCUUAAAACACAUUUCUCAUAGAGGACAUCUAGUGAAAGGUGUUUAGAAGGUCAGAUUGGAUCAUAUUAGCCUAUUUGAUGUAUAAUGUGGAUAAAAAUCCCCCCCAAAAAACUGGAUACAUCUGAAUUUGACUUGAUUAACUCAAACCCUCCCUAUCCCCAAUGGGAGAAAACUUACCUUGUGUUAACUUGCGUCUCAAUUUCCCCCAGCUGUUCUUUGUGUACGUCAGAUAGUGUCAUGAAGAAAGAGAAAAUUAUACUGAGUCAGGAAUGCAGUUCCUCCCCUUCAGCCAGGCUCCUAAUAGGAGAUACAGAUUCACAUGUAGAUGGCUGGCUGCCCUGCCCUGUGUGGGAGUGCAGAUCUGAGAUCUCAGUGAUCUUCAGAUGUGUCCAUCGCAGGCAUGAGCACCCCAACCUGACAAUGCCCAACUAAUGCACUUAAAGAACCAAGAGUGAGGCAGGGGCCUAGUUGGGCUGUGGAUUGGCCACUGAAAGGGACUCACCAGGAGGUGUUCAUUUAGCUUUCACUCAAUUAGUACUGUACCACCGUGAAGGCCAGACGUGAAAGGGUAAAUAAAGGCAUGUCUGCUUCUGAAUGCGCGUGGAAAGCCGAGAGCUGACCCAGCCUGUGCUGUAAAGUAGCUAUAGAACAAACAUCCCACUUUAUGGUUCAUAGGACCCCAAACAUUACAAAUGGAAAUAUGACAAAUAUAAUUUUGGUAUGUAAAAUUUUGCUAAAAUUGUCUAUUUCUUACUCAAAGUAACCUCUUAAGAUGAAUGUAUCAUUUUUACAGAAAGAAUGUUAGAGAGAGUCUAUGGUCUUUAAUAUUAACAUGUUGCUUACAGGUACCACUGAGUUAAAUGUGCACACUAUAUCCAGAAGAAACCCAGUCUCUUAAUUGAUCUUUACAAACUUUAACUGGCUCUCCCGGUCUAUAAAAGGACAAAAGGUAGAAUGAAGGAAAUGUAUCAGCUGGGUGGCUGAGGCCUUUUCCUUUAUAAAGCAGAGACCAUCUCUUUCCUGAGUUUAAUGGUACCCUGACCACCAAGGAUGGUGAUCUGGAUGACUUUACAGAUAGUGCAGACAUUUUGUUGGCAUUUGGAUGUCUCUGCAGGGGAGGAAGUAUGACUUUUCCUUCCUCUUUCUCUUCACACUUACUCUUUUUACCCAAAACAAGAUGGACAUUGGAAGCAAACCCCAGGCCACUUGGGCAUCUCCUCUAUACUCAUUGAAUAGGCAUGCGCACAGUCUGCUCAAGGUAACAGAGAACCCUGGAGGUCACCAUGGAAACAUGGCCUUGCCACGUGGCUUAGCUCCUGAAACCUGAAAGAAACAUUCCUCAUCGUGGAAGAACUGGAUGUAGCUUUUAACUUAUGAAAUAGGAGUUGGACUUGAAAGCCCUUCUGAAUCCUGAUUGUGCAGGGCAGUUCAUACUGGAUGCACAUGUGAAGACUGUGGCUGAACUGCACCAGUCAGACGCCAGCGUCAUGACUUUCCUUGUCGACGUCGUCUCCUGAAGUCGUGAGUGAUGGAUGCAGCAUGCUGUGAAGCACCUGUUCUAGUUCUUAACUCAUCAGUAUUAAUGCAGAGUUACCCUUGCGUUCCUUGGUACUUUAUAUCCAAUGUAAUCAGAAGCUGUGAUGUAUCCCUUCCUAGUCCCAUGCUUUGUUGCUGUAAAUUUCCUUAUGAAGCACGUGACUUUGGACUCAUGUAAGGUGGAUGAUCUUGAAGACUGCUACACACAUACACACACACACACACACACACACACACACACACACACACACACACACACCAGUCUCUUAUUGUGUAUGGUUUUAAGUUAGGAUAAGCUUUUCUCCAGUAGACUAUCGCUGCAGGGUCCACAAGUUCACUGUCAGGUGGCAGCCUCCUUUGUAUAGGGUCAGCUCUGAAAAUAGGAAGCUUUAUCAACAGCCACUUCACCCUUGCUCUAGCGAAGCAGACCCUGCUGUAAAUGUAGGCUAUGGUGGUUACCCGUAAUGCCCUUCACAUGCAUCAGCAGUUAUGAAGAUGUCAGAACCCACGAGAGCUUCUUGUAUGUCUAAGUAGGCUUGAUCCUUGUUGUUAUGUUGCUGGUUUGGCAGUUUGACUAAAGCUGACCCAGAUGGGCCGGCUCGCGUACUACUCCAGUGGUUUGAUGCCUCUUCUUGCUCUGCUGCUGUCGUUUUGUUUUUUGAGGGAUGGGUAAUAUUAUUUGAACAGAUAAAGAAGGAACUGUUAGUGAAUCAAGACAAACACACCUGAAAUAAAGGAGCUGUGUAUUAACCUGUUAACAAUUCAUAACUGCACUUUCUAUGACAUUUUGAAAAUCUAUUUAUAGGUACAGAACAAUGGGUUUUGUUAAACUGUAUCACGUUUAUACCUGCAGAAUUUAUUUCAUUGUUAUUAGUAGGAAUUUUAUUGGUUCAAUAAAAUUGGCAAAACUGA